AUGUCAUCACCAAGGAAACACGUCGUCUUCGACAUCGUAGGCACCUGCAUGUCCUACGACGCCAUCCCCCGCGCCAUCGAAACCCGUCUCGGCCCCAAACUCGCACAACACAACAUCAAGCCCGCCCUCCUCAGCUUCGCCUGGAUCGAGGCCGCCGAGCGCGAGUACACCUACCUCUCCAUCCAAGGCCGCUACCGCCGCUUCUACGACAUCUUCCGCAGCCUCUUCUACCGCAUGCUCUUCCAAGCCGGCGUCCCGGAACCGCGCAAACUCGCCACCGACGACGACGUAGCCUACAUCAUGGACCGCUUCCUCGAGCUCGAGGCCCGGCCCGGCACAAAGGAGUGCUUCACGCUGCUGCGAGAAGCCGGCUUCACAGUCUGGGCCUUCACGGCGGGCGACGCGAAGCGCGUGGGCGGGUACUUUGCCAAGGCGGGCAUCGACAUGCCCGCGGAGAACCUCAAGAGCUGCGACGCGGACGGCAUCGGCAAGCCGGACCCCAGGGCGUACAAGCCCGUGCUGGAGAGCUUUGGCGGGGAGGAGGCGUGGUUCGCGGCGGCGCACAUGUGGGAUGCGUCGGCGGCCAAGGGGUGCGGGUUCAAGGGGGCGUGGUGCGCCGUGUACGAGGGGGAGCCGUGUACGGAUUUGUUUGGGGAGAUGGAUGUCAUGGCGACCGAGUUGCCUGACAUGGCGCGGAAGAUUAUAGCCGCUUCGGAGGGGGCGGCCGCGGCGUAA
Molecule: messenger RNA, 735 nt
Organism: Colletotrichum tamarilloi
Lineage: Eukaryota; Fungi; Ascomycota; Sordariomycetes; Glomerellales; Glomerellaceae
Product: catalytic activity protein
Exons: 1
Coding region: 1-735 (244 amino acids)
Source: RefSeq, a predicted model, not a curated record